UAAAUAAACCAGAAACAAAAUUAGUCGUUUAGUUGACUUAAGACAUCUAAGGAAUUUCUAAUACCUUUGCAGCUGAAGCAGUGAAGAUCACACACACACACACACAAAAUGAUGGGAAAAAGUGGUUGCAACAGUGAAGGAUACUUAGACGACACAAAAUUCAGCAAACCAAUGCCAUGGAUUGGAAUCUACAUAGCAUCAGCAUCACUUAUCUGUCUCAUAUCCAUGUCUGCAGAUCUCAUCAAAGUUAAACUCUCAGUGGAUCUCAACACCCCUAUGCCUCACCGCCAUGAUCAGUUAUCAAAACUCACAAGCAGUUCCCUCAUCUGCACAAUCAUGGCUAAUUCCAUGCCUUCUCUUGGUGUCACACAGAACAAUGAAACCAUGAUGAAUGUUGUGGCUAUGGCUAUUUUAGUAAUUACUAUGAUUGUUAAUAUUUGUAUUCAGUUUGUAACUGGUGUUAUUUAUGAGUUUUGGGUGGAACAUGCUGUUAUAAUGUUUCUUAUGCUUAUUUUGCUUAUGAUUAUGACUUCUUCUGCUUUGAGUCUUCCAAAGAUGAAACAUUAUUUGGAGUUGAGGUAUAAGAUUAAUGAAGAAGCUUUGAAAGAAAGCUCAAAACAAAAAUACCAAGAAUUUGACAGUAAAGUUGUUGAUAGGUUAAGAGAUGAAUUGAUGAAAUUUUGGAUGAUGGCUCAUACAAGUAGUCCUCAAUUUCUACUUGGAAGAUCGGUUUCGUGUACUGCUUCUGGUGCUUUUUGUGUUAUGAGUACUUUGACAUUAGCGGAAGCGAUGCUUCGGUCUUACUUGAUGUCUUGGUCUGUUAAAUUUUGCAGUGGUGAAUGUGAUUAUAAAUGGUCUAUAAUUUUGAUUCUUAUUGUUCAAGUUGCUGCUGUUGGUGUUGGUACUAUUGCUCCUGCUUUUAGAUGGUUUGUUGCUGUUAAAUAUCGGUGCCCUAAUGUGAGGAAAAGGAGCUGCAAGAGAAUUUUUCAAGUUGAAGGGUAUUGGACUGAUAGGCUAGUGGUGAUUCGAGAAAGCCCGAUUAGUUUUCGGAUUCGUAAUCGUCAAUGCAGGAAGUUGGCUCAUGAUGUAAAACUGGUUUGGUUGUGUUUCUGUAUUAAACUACAGAUGUGGAUGGUUAGGUUGUGUAAAGCUGCACAAUAUGUUUCAAUUUUCCCUAUGUGUUGGAUCUUGGGAUUUUGUGAAUAUUUCAAGAAUUGGAAGAGUUUUGGUUCAAGCGUAUCAAGCUUGGGAUCGGGCACCAAGCAGGAUCUGAGACGUUUUAUUCUGCAUCUUGAAGGCGAGGAAGAAUUGGUUGAGGUGAUGAUGAAAGAUAAUUGGGAUGCAACUCAUCAUUGGGUUCAACAAGGUGAAAAGAAGCAGCCAAAACUUGUUAUUGAGUUGUUAGAGAAAUGUUCAAUCUUGCAAGGGUUUAAAGGAGUAGGAGAAUUUGAUUGUGACAAAAUUCUUCCUUUGGAUGGUCUAGAAGUUCCAUAUAGUUGGUCACUUCCACUUGUGACACUAGCAAGCAUUAUAGUUGCAUUGCCAAAUACCAAAGAGUGUUUAGUGAAAAAGUUGAUGAGUACUCUAAAUGAAGGGCUACCCUAUGUGAAGUUCAUAGAAAACAACAUUGACAAAGAUGGAAAAUUAAUCAAACUUAGAAAAGCAUCAGAAAUAGUUUGGCUUGGAGCUGAUCUCUAUAAAAAGUGGCUAGGUGUUGAUCUUCAUAAACUCUCCCUUGAGAACAAGAGUCCCAAAGAGACACUUGAGACACUAGCUGAGUAUUCAAAAACAAGGUUUAAGAAAUAUAAAGCCAAAUAUCAUCACUUAUGUGUUAAGCUGAGUCCUUCAUCAUGGCCCGUCAAAUUAUUGGCUUCUAAUUCAAUGUACAGAAUAAGCAAAACCAUUCUUCUCUUGAAUCAUGAUAUUAUAAGAGACCAUACAAGUGAGAGGGUGUUUGAUGCAAUGGUAAUGAUGAUUUCUGAUAUAUUAGGUGCUUGUUUCACUAACUUACCUCAUGUUAUAUCUAUAAAGUGUUUGAAUAGUGGCAUUGAAGAGAGGGAAGAUAGUAUUAGACAAGCUGUUUAUAUUCUUGGUAAAACAAAGACGAUUAUAGAAAUGCUUGAAAAGAGAGCUUUUCCUAGUGUUGAUUUUUGCCGUGGGACUAACAUUGAAGAUUGGCGUUUAAUGCAUAAGCAGAAUAGUUUCUUGCCAUGUUGUGUGCCAUCUUUGCUGGAGGAUAAUGAUGCCUACAAAGCUUCUUCUAAAUCAAGUGAACUUUGUCUAAGUAUUGGCGAUUAACAAUGUUGUACAUAGAUUGUUAAAAAAGCUUUCAGUUUUUGGUUGAUGUGUAUAUGAAUUUUAUAGAUUUAUUAAGUUAAUAUAAGAUCCAUAAUUCCAAUCAAUAUGUUAAGCUGGAAUAAGAACUUGUAUGUAGAAGAAAGAUUAGAAAAUUCUGUAAACAAGUUCAUGCCUCAAACGCCUUAUUAUGUGUUUCUUUAGUUCAAUAAGGCAAAAAGUAGAAGUUGCUUCAACAAGGUAUUUGUUAUCAUAUGAUUCAUCACCACCCUAUAUAUUAGAUCUUCAUCUAGCAAA
Cicer arietinum (chickpea) is the source of this 2592-nucleotide messenger RNA. RefSeq lists its product as uncharacterized. NCBI's taxonomy places the organism in Eukaryota, Viridiplantae, Streptophyta, Magnoliopsida, Fabales, Fabaceae. The record is from RefSeq and is a predicted model, not a curated record.